Xenopus tropicalis (tropical clawed frog) is the source of this 2337-nucleotide messenger RNA. RefSeq names its product coiled-coil domain containing 102A (gene ccdc102a). Gene Ontology annotation, cellular component: myosin complex. The record is from RefSeq and is a predicted model, not a curated record. NCBI's taxonomy places the organism in Eukaryota, Metazoa, Chordata, Amphibia, Anura, Pipidae. The transcript is spliced from 9 exons. Bases 574 to 2148 code for a protein of 524 amino acids.
GCAGAACCAAUAGAAACUGCUCAGAAAUUCUUACGAGCCAAUGGGGAGUUGCGAAAGUUGACACACUGAUUGUAACCAGUGGAUGGUUCAAUCCCUAUGUAACCCCCUCCCCCACAGGAAUCUUUGUUGUAGUGAGGGCUGUGGAAAUGGCUUCGCUUUAGCAGAUGUUACUACACUACAUUUGCCACCAUCCUGUGACAGUCACUGUGUCAAAGGAGUUUUGCAGGUCUCACUCAAUCUACUGGGAGUUUUGGAAGCCUUUUUCAGGAAUAUUUGCGUGUUUAUGAUUCUGGUGCAACCAAUUAGCAGUAACCAAACUGCUCCUCAUAGUAACAGACGAAUAUAGGAGUAGAGAAUCUCCAUAACUUAAGUCUAAACAGUAAGCUUGGCCUCAAUAGCCAGGAUCCUGGCACUGUCUGAGGGGGUGCAGGGACUCCAGUUAAAGGAGCCUGUCCCCCUCAGACAGUUAUCACUUUCUGUUGUCCCACACUACCCUCUGGCUGGACUCCUUUCACUACAACCUCCUUGAUACUUUUUUCUUUUUCCUCUAAAUCUUCCAUUUUAUAAGCCAAUAUGAGUCAGAGUAGUGGCCCCAGUCCCCAGUUAGCAGACUCUCCUUUGCUGCUUCAGAGCUCAGACCUUCUCUGCAACUUAGGGACCCCUCAGCCUGAACGCAUACGCCAUCCAGACUCUCUAACUCCAUCUCCCAAGAGUCUACCACCAUCCCCUAUUCCUCCAGCUCCUAUUUCUAUUCCAACUGGGGACUGGGAAAGCCGUGAGGAACUGCGCCUUCGAGAACUAGAGGAGGCGAGAGCUCGAGCUGCUCAAAUGGAGAAAACCAUGCGUUGGUGGUCAGACUGUACAGCUAACUGGAGAGAGAAGUGGAGCAAAGUAAGGGCAGAGCGCAAUAAGGCAAGGGAAGAAGGAGUCCAGCUAAGGAGUCGCCUUGAAAUCCUUUGUAAAGAACUGGGAGCCUUAAAAAGAGAGAGACAAGAAGCAGCCACUGAAACUGAGCAGCUUCGAAAAGAGCUAGAGAGACUACGUGGAAAGCCAACAGUGCUAGAGUCCAAUGAUCCCGAUGUAGAAGAGCCAGUAAGAGAUGUGGAAAUUGAGAAAUUUACAAAAAGCAAGGAUCCAGACCUUAAUAAUAGUGUGCUGCUUGAGGGCUGGGAAAAUCAAAAUGGGGGACCUUCUCGCAGUCCUAGGCCCCGUAACUGGGAAGAUGUGAGUCCCAGUGAGGAUGAAGCAACAAAAAUCACUGCACUUAAAUUGAGGCUAGAUGAGAGCCAGAAGGUGCUGCUGAAAGAAAGGGAGGAUAAGAUGCUGCUCAAUAAAACCAUUGAGAAGAUGGAAGCAGAACUCAGUCAAUGGAAACUGAAAUGCGAGGAGCUAAACAAAUCCAGGCAGGAGGCAGUUAAGCAGCUUACUCUUGUAAGGGAGCGCCACCAGGAUGAGUUAGGAAGAAUCUCUGAGGAUCUUCAGGAUGAACUUGGUGUACGAUCCAGUAUGGACAAGAAACUCGCAGAGCUCAGAGCUGAGAUGGAGGGACUCCAAGCUGAGAAUGCAGAAGAGUGGGGCCGCCGGGAAAGGCUGGAGACAGAAAAGCUGAACCUUGAACGGGAGAACAAGAAACUGAGGCUUCAGAUUCAAGAUCUUGAGGAGAUUUUAACCCGAAAAAGGAGGCAGACAGCCAGUGCCCUUGAUACUGACCUGAAGUCUAUCCAGGCAGAGCUAUUUGAAAAGAAUAAGGAGCUAUCGGAUCUGCGCCACAGUCAUGCUAAGUUGAAAAAGCAAUACCAUGAGAGGAGCUCUGAGUUCACUCAUGCCAAUCGCCGUGUAGAACAGCUAGAAAAUGAAGUCAAGAAGCUCCGUCUGCGUGUGGAGGAGCUGAAGAAAGAACUAGGCCAAGCUGAAGAUGAGUUAGAUGAGGCACAAAACCAGACACGGAAGUUACAGAGAACACUGGAUGAACAAACAGAGCUAAAUGAAAAUCUUCAGGUACAACUUGAACACGUACAGUCAAGGCUGAGGCGACAGCAAAAUCCACCUCUGUUCGGGAAGCUACGCACUUCACGAUUUGGCAAUGAUGAUGCUGUGGACAUAGGAAGCGAUCCGGAUGAGGAUGAUCUACAAAUUCAAGUCCCCUAGGAGCCAACUCUUAAGGAUCACAUAGGAAGUAAUAAAUAGAGCCUUAUUUUCUGAUAAGAAUGCCAAUGGUUUUAAACUUUGCAAUAGGGAUGCACAUUGAGACUCUUAAAUGAGUACCUGUGGUAAUAUGUGUCAAGCUUCAAAACAAACAAUCACAGGAUCUGACUUCAACAGUUUUCUUCUAAUUAA